UCAGAUGUUCAGGGGAGGGAAGAGAGAAAGAGAGUCUGAGGACAGCAGUGAAGAAAGUUUACUGGAUGGUGAAACACGGAGCUGCUGGACUGGAGCUGCAGGGACAAACCAAACCAGAAGACAGAGACACAGGAGACAAAGACAACCAGAGGACGCAGAGACACAUAGUGAAAUAAAACCAGGAGGCAAACCAAAGCAGAGGACACGGAGUCUUCACCAAGACAAACUUCAGCCUGGUUUCCAUCCUCAGUUAGAUACGGUUGCCAUGGUUUCCUGGAGAAUAGUGAUGUUUGGACUUUUCUACUGCUUCAUCAGGACCGGGGUCACCAAGUCCCAGACGAGAGUUCUGUUUCCUGCUGCAGCCAAAGUGAAAAGAGGAUCUUCAGCAGCUGGAAAUCCAACGUUCUACAAAACCAUGAAUGAUGUCCAUUUGUUAUAUGAGAUCCUGAUGGCCGGCGUACGUUUUGAGCCCAGUGGGGAGUUUUCUGUCGACGACGCUGAACUUUCUUCGCUCCAUCAGACCAGAAAUCUGAACUUCAUCUGUGAGGAAAUCUUUCCCAAGAAGCUAACGGACGUGUUUGGGCUCAUAGCUGAGCUGUCAGAGCACAGCGCUUCGCUGCAUCAGGAGGAUUUUGAGCGAAUCUUGAUGACUUUGGUGUACACAACCCAGAAGAUGAUCAGCGCUGCUUCUGUUCACCAAAGAGGAAUGUGGGGAGAAUCUUUUGUUGGUUUAUACAAAGCUAUAAAAAGAGACCUGGCACGGACAAACUGAGCACCGACCCACGUUUUGGGUUCAAUGUUUAAGUUUAAUGUACAUCACUUUAAAAAUUCAAUAUUAGAUGUUGCAACUGAAAGAAAUGAGAAUCAGAAAUGAACUGAACCGAAAUCAAAAUGAAGAAAUUACUGAAAUAUUCUCAGCAAAAGACGAUCAAACUGUGAAAUCCCAUAUUUACAUCGUAUUUACAUCGGAUAUUUGAUUUACUAGCACCUGCAUGUAACUGACAUCUGAGACCGAAAACAGAACAACUUUAAAUGAG
This is a messenger RNA of Xiphophorus couchianus (Monterrey platyfish), 1037 nucleotides long. Its product is annotated as protein FAM180A-like. The record is from RefSeq and is a predicted model, not a curated record. The transcript has 3 exons. The coding region runs from base 5 to 772 and encodes 255 amino acids. Lineage: Eukaryota; Metazoa; Chordata; Actinopteri; Cyprinodontiformes; Poeciliidae.